Aspergillus saccharolyticus JOP 1030-1 is the source of this 3642-nucleotide messenger RNA. RefSeq names its product putative cellular morphogenesis protein (Rax2). NCBI's taxonomy places the organism in Eukaryota, Fungi, Ascomycota, Eurotiomycetes, Eurotiales, Aspergillaceae. The coding region runs from base 1 to 3642 and encodes 1213 amino acids. The record is from RefSeq and is a predicted model, not a curated record. Gene Ontology annotation, cellular component: plasma membrane of growing cell tip. Gene Ontology annotation, biological process: positive regulation of establishment of bipolar cell polarity regulating cell shape. The transcript is spliced from 3 exons.
AUGAGGGGAUCCUCACUGUUUGGGCCUGCGACGGCUGGCUUUGCAGCAGGCCUCCGGCUGUCGAUUUUACUCCUUUCUAGUCUCGCGUCAGCAUUGACUUACCAGUCUGUCUCUGAGCCGGAAUUGGAUCUUUCGCCAUUGGGUCAUAUUGCGCUCACCGGAGACUUCGAUGCAGUUACCUACUACCAAUAUACCGCGCAGACUAACACCUCUACCGGAGACAAUGACGCGCAAGCGCUCUUGACCCCUCUUCCGAACGGAAUACUCACGACGUUAUCGACAUCCAAUGCGGAUAUUCGCGCUAUGUGCCCGUUCACGCAGGAGGAUGGAACGUUUUCAGGUAUCUUUGUGGGAGGCAAUUUCACCAGUCUCGGGGGCGUCAAAACGGAAGGUGUCGCAAUAUAUCAUCCGUCUACAAACGAAGUCACCUCGGUAUCCGGCCUUUCAGGUUCAGUGUCCGCCCUGCUGUGUGAUCAGGAAACCAAUAGUGUGUAUGUUGGCGGAAACUUUUCGUAUUACAACACCUCAAACGCCGUGGCCUGGGUCGGCACUAAAGGCUGGUCUAACCUGACCUUUGGUGGCUUCAAUGGUCCAGUCACGUCGAUCCUGAAGGACAGCGAUGGUCACAUUGUAUUUGGAGGCUCUUUCGAUGGUAUUGGCAACUCUACGUCAAGCAAAAACGGCGAACAGGUUAUCAAUCUUCAGAACGCCACGAUUACUUCUGAUGCAAAUUCCUCAACCACGGGUUUUGUUGACCCUCGCAACAUCAUCUGUCAAUCGAGCGGCAAGGACGGCGCAGGGAAGACAUGGUUGCUGGAUGACUAUUCUCCCGGGUACUGGCGCGCCGAUAUGCAAUUCGAAUACACGCCUACCAAACUUAGACUGUAUAAUACACACUACGAAGGACGCGGCACGAAGACGUUCUUGUUCAGACGCUUACCCGACAACGGAAUCAUGAACUUGACGUACACGGAUCCUGAUACGGGCAAAGCCGCCUACUGCGACCAGAGUUGCUCGCUUUCGAGCAACGCGACUGAAAAGUAUCGGGAAUUUACGUUUGUCAACCAAGCAGCGAUGAGCGGGUUUGAGAUCGAGAUCCUGAGUUGGUACGGCAAAGGUGCUGGUCUAAACGGCAUAGAGCUUCUCGAAGACGACAUCUUCGCUUACGCCAUCAAUGCUUUCAACGAACCAACAUGUGCAAACUCCAGCUACCCAUCCAAGUCAACGCGCACUGGAUCCUGGUCAGCGACAGCUUCUGGUCAAAGUUCCUCGGCAUAUUUGACGGCGAACGUCACGAAUUCAAAUGCGACUGAUGCUUCGGUUAUCUUCGAACCUGACGUCAAGCACUCAGGCAAUUACUCUAUCAAGUUAUAUACACCGGGAUGCGACCAGGACGAUACUUGCAGUUCCCGCGGUAUCGUCAACGUGACGAUAACUGCCACAAGCGAUUCUUCCGAUCCCGUUCAAACUCUCAUCUACCAGACCAAUGAUUAUGAGAAAUACGAUACGAUUUACACCGGCCAUGUGGAUGCAAGUGAUAGCUCGUUUCGUCCCCGUGUCAAGCUCACUCCAGUAGCCAAUCAAGGUGACAUCACUGUGGUUGCGUCUCGAGUUCAGUUUGUCCCAAUUUCGGUGUCUGGCACUUCGGACGAUCAACUGAAUGGAUUGUAUGAAUAUAACCCGACUACAAAGCAGGGCCUAAAUGUUUCCGCGUCGGCCAUCGAUCAAGCAGGCCUUGCUUUGGACUCGGAAGCGACAAUCACGAGUUUGGCCAGUCAUGGCAGUACCAUUUAUGUUGGAGGAAAUUUCUCCAGUUCCAGUAUCAACAAUAUCAUGUACGUUGAACAAGAUGGAAACGCCACUGCAAUGGCCAAGGGGGGCUUGAAUGCCGGUGUCAGCAGCAUGACGGUACUGAACGAUGUCCUCUACGUUGGCGGAAACUUCACAGAUACGUCCGACGGUGGAAAUGACGGUCUGAGUUACGUGGCAGCAUACUCAUUGGACACAAAGACAUGGUCUGCCUUAGGAGGAGGCCUCAAUGGUCGAGUCAGUAGCGUGGUUUCCCUGUCGCUGAACGUUUCUGCCGACCUUAACGAAACAUUUGUGCUCGUCAGCGGGGACUUUAAUCAGUUGAUGGGCUUCGAACAGACGUCGUCAACGAACGUCUCUGGAUUUGCUGUCUGGGUUCCGUCUCGCAAGAACUGGUUGCAAAACCUGAAUGUCAGUCAGUUGGAGUUCGCUGGGCAAUUGUCCGCUUACGCCAAGGUUGACAACACCACAAUUCUAGCGGGGAGCCUGUCCACUGGCGGUCUUGCUGCCGCUGGGGCUGUUGCUCUCCUCUAUGACAAUGAUCUUGGAUUGGAGGCACUGCUGUCUGAUCGCAACACGACUGGUGAGACUUUUACAGGUAUAUUCGACACAAGCUCUAGCCGGAAUCGCACUAUUCUAGGAGGUCAUUUCUCUACCAAUGCUACAAAUGGAUCGGUAAUCGAGAAUUUUGCAAUUUUCGACGGCAGCGAUGGCAGCAUUAGCGGAAUGAGAUCAGGUGUCGACAGCAACUCUACCUUCCUGACUUUCAUGAUCUCCGACGAGGUCCUCUAUGCGGGUGGUAAUAUUACUGGCAAGGUGGGCGACUCAACCUUGAAUGGCUUCGUCUUGUACAAUCUCAACAACGAUACCUUUGUCAACAACCAACCACCACGGCUCACCGGUAAUGGCGUGUCCGUCAAUGCCAUCGCUGCGCGCCCGAGUGCGAAGGAAAUCUAUUUUGGAGGACAGUUUCAAACCGCGGGUGCGCUUCCUUGCCCCGGUGUCUGUUUCUGGGACACCUCUGCUCAGCAAUGGAAUCGGCCCGGGGCCAGCUUGGAUGGAACAGUGCUGGCCCUUGAGUGGCUCAACAGCAAAGAACUAUUAGUGGUUGGCAACUUGAGUAUCAAUGGAAACCAGACUGCGAUUGCGACAUACAAACCUAAGGGUCAGACCUGGACUGCCUUCUCGGGUGCUUCCUCGUCCGACAUCCCCGGUACCGUCACAGCAUUCACCCCUGCCAAUAGUGCGGUGUCAAAGUUCUGGCUUGGUGGUAGAUACAACAACGGAUCCAGUUUCUUGGCCGCCUACGACGGGUCCAGCUUCCAGUUCGUUCAGAAUACCUUCGACCAAGGGACUAUUAUCCGUGGUCUCGAAAUCCUCCCGCUAUCGAAGAAUCACGAUGCUGUUAGCACUCUCAAUAACGAUCAGGCCCUUCUAGUCACUGGCCAUCUGGUGAUCCCUGAUUUUGGCAAUGCUUCGGCAGCAUUGUAUAACGGAACCACAAUGGCGCCGUUCAUUCUGACCACCAAGUCCGGCGGUGGGGUAGGCAGCAUGUCUCAGGUGUUCUUUGAGAAUAAGAACCCAUACACCAGCGGAGGCAAACACCUCUCCAACGGCAUUGUUGUGCUCAUUUCUUUCUGUUUGGCACUCGGCUGCGUUUUUCUAAUUGUUAUCUGCGGCGUCAUCUUCAACAAGAUUCAGCGUCGUCGCCAGGGCUAUAUGCGGGCUCCGCAGGCCGUGGGUACCGACCGACCAUCCAAUAUGCGGCGACUGCCUCCAGAGUAUCUGUUCAACUCGAUCAAGCAGCCCAACCCAGCCGCCCCAACCAUAUGA